This is a messenger RNA of Hyaena hyaena (striped hyena), 3481 nucleotides long. RefSeq names its product C9orf72-SMCR8 complex subunit (gene C9orf72). The record is from RefSeq and is a predicted model, not a curated record. The transcript is spliced from 12 exons. NCBI's taxonomy places the organism in Eukaryota, Metazoa, Chordata, Mammalia, Carnivora, Hyaenidae. Gene Ontology annotation, molecular function: guanyl-nucleotide exchange factor activity. Bases 353 to 1798 code for a protein of 481 amino acids. Gene Ontology annotation, biological process: endocytosis; autophagy. Gene Ontology annotation, cellular component: autophagosome; endosome.
ACCAACCAACUUUAUAAAUACCAGUGAGAGAAGAGACGGCUGAUUUUUAGCAAAAGGUUAAGAAAAAGCCAAGCUUCAAACCUACUACUCUGCCAGAAGUUUUAACAGAUGGAGUGGCAAGCCACCGUGUCACCCAAUUUGGAUCCUGGUUUCCCUCAAAAGACUCUUAUGGCUAAUGUUUGAUAACCUUCUGGAGUAGCCAACUACAUAUAGAUAUAUAGAUAUAAAAGACGAUUGGUUUUGACCUGAUUUUUUUCAGCCACCCUUAUAUGUAUGGAUUUUCCUUACCAAGGAUGAUGACUUUAAGUAUAUCCCUGGAGCAUUUGGAUAAUGUGAUAGUUGGGAUGCAGUGAUGUCGAAUCUCUGUCCACCACCAUCUCCAGCUGUUGCCAAGACAGAGAUUGCUCUAAGUGGUGAAUCACCUUUAUUAGCAGCUACCUUUGCUUACUGGGACAAUAUUCUUGGUCCUAGAGUAAGACACAUUUGGGCUCCUAAGACAGAACAGCUACUUCUCAGCGAUGGAGAAAUAACUUUUCUUGCCAACCACACCUUAAAUGGAGAAAUCCUCCGAAAUGCAGAGAGUGGAGCUAUAGAUGUGAAGUUUUUUGUCUUGUCUGAAAAAGGAGUCAUUAUUGUUUCAUUGAUCUUUGAUGGAAACUGGAAUGGAGAUAGGAGCACAUAUGGUCUAUCAAUUAUACUUCCACAGACUGAACUUAGCUUCUACCUCCCACUUCACAGAGUGUGUGUUGAUAGAUUAACACAUAUUAUCAGAAAAGGAAGGAUAUGGAUGCACAAGGAAAGGCAAGAAAAUGUCCAGAAAAUAGUCUUAGAAGGCACAGAAAGAAUGGAAGAUCAGGGUCAGAGUAUUAUUCCUAUGCUUACUGGCGAAGUAAUCCCUGUAAUGGAGCUGCUUUCAUCUAUGAAAUCACACAGUGUUCCUGAAGAAAUAGAUAUAGCUGAUACAGUUCUCAAUGAUGAUGACAUUGGUGACAGUUGUCAUGAAGGCUUCCUUCUCAAUGCCAUUAGCUCACACUUGCAGACCUGCGGCUGUUCUGUUGUAGUAGGUAGCAGUGCAGAAAAAGUAAAUAAGAUAGUAAGAACAUUAUGCCUUUUUCUGACUCCAGCAGAGAGAAAAUGUUCCAGAUUAUGUGAAGCAGAAUCCUCAUUUAAAUAUGAGUCAGGGCUCUUUGUACAAGGCCUGCUAAAGGAUUCAACUGGAAGCUUUGUGCUCCCGUUCCGUCAAGUCAUGUACGCUCCCUAUCCCACCACACACAUAGAUGUGGACGUCAACACUGUCAAGCAGAUGCCACCAUGUCACGAGCACAUUUACAAUCAGCGUAGAUACAUGAGAUCUGAGCUGACAGCAUUCUGGAGGGCCACUUCAGAAGAAGACAUGGCUCAGGAUACGAUCAUCUAUACAGAUGAAAGCUUCACUCCUGAUUUGAAUAUUUUUCAAGAUGUCUUACACAGAGACACUCUGGUAAAAGCCUUCCUGGAUCAGGUUUUUCAUUUGAAGCCUGGUUUAUCUCUGAGGAGUACUUUCCUGGCGCAGUUUCUACUUGUCCUUCACAGAAAAGCCUUGACGCUAAUAAAAUAUAUAGAAGAUGAUACGCAGAAGGGGAAAAAGCCCUUUAAGUCCCUUCGGAACCUGAAGAUAGAUCUUGAUUUAACAGCAGAGGGCGACCUUAACAUAAUAAUGGCUCUAGCUGAGAAAAUUAAACCAGGCCUACACUCAUUUAUCUUUGGAAGACCUUUCUAUACUAGUGUACAAGAACGAGAUGUUCUAAUGACUUUUUAAAUGUGUAACUUGUUAAAUGUAUUUUGUCACCAUCAUGAUUGCUGCUGAAGUAGCUCAGUGGUGUGGGAAACAUCAUUCCCUUGGGUCAUGUCCCAGACUCCUACUUGGCAAUGUAGUUAAAGUUAGUUACACUACAGUUGUUACAGGUCUGUCGGGACUUCCGGUACAUCAUUACAAUGGAUGCAUCUUUUCUUAGGUGUGCUGUCUUGGGGUACAGACUUAUGUUUACAAUUAGAGUAAUGUUCCUGUUAUCUUUUAAAGAUAUAAUAAUAGGAUAUGAACUUGACCACAACUACUGUUUUUGAAACUUAACAGUUUAUGGUUUACAUGUAUCAAAGUGAAAUCUGAGUUAGUUUUCACAGAUAUAAUACUAGGUGAAUUUUCAUCUCUUGGUGUUUCUUGGUAUGUAAGAUUGCUGUAAUACUUUUAUAAUCAGCUGAAAAUUAGAGCAUCUGAAUCAUUUCAGUUCCAUGAAAGGAAGUUAUUUGGAACAUAGGUUAAGUUUUUGAAAGAAUGUAUUGAUCAAGCAGAUGUUUAAUUCAAAUUAAUUACUAGAUCCUACUUUGUAGACGUGGUGGUCCUUAGGGUUCAGUCUGUGUGGUAACGUCACACAGUAUGUGUAGUCCCAAUUAUGGCAAACCAAUCAGGGUAUUUGUGUGUGUGUGUGUGUGUGUAUGUGUGUGUGUGUUGAGCUCUGUCAAAGACAAUAGAGGAAAUUGGGUUUUAUGUUUUAGUAGUUAUGCCAACUAUUUAAAUUAAUUUUUAUUAUUUUUGAGCCAAAUUGAGAUGUGUACCUCCUGUGCCUUUUUUUUUCCUUGGAAAAUAUAAUUACUUGGAAGAAAUUCAAAUUACACUAGUCAGUCAUUUUUAUCUUGUUUUCCUCCUGCAUAGUCUUACCCUGAUUUGGCAAUUGUAACUUCAAGAUUAUGAAAUGUAAUGGAGACUAAACUAGUAAGAUCCUUUUUCAGGAACAGAGAACAAUAACUGGUCCUUUUCCUUCUCAAAUUUCUGCCCUUAUUUUUGAGGUUGUUGCCAUGUCUCUGUCCCUCUGCAUCAUGUGAGGAAAGCAGGAGAAACUUUACUGAUGUGCUAUUUUACUAGGUGCUACUUUGGCAGAACUAAGUGGUCAAUUUCUUUUGUUUCCUUAAUGUGUUUGGACCAUUGUGCUAGCUGUAAAAUAACUGAUUAAUAUAAUUCUGUGCUAGAACAGUUUUGACAUAAUAGUAUACACAAGCAUAAAAAUUAUUUUUAUUUAAAACUGUGGAAGUUACACAAAAGGGAAAAAUACUUAUAAGAAAGGGAUAAAAGUGACAGAGCCCCUCUACCGUUGCUCACCAAAUUGAACCAAAAGCAACAUGUUCUGUUCUGGAACGUCCUAAUUGCCUUUCACAUCACUAAUAAGAAAGGUGUAGACAUCUUGAUUUUUAGACCCAAAUGGAACAAGAUGACUGGUGCUCUGUGGUGCACUCGUGAAAGAAUACCACCUUAUUGUACCCCUUACUCAGUGCUUCUUAUAUAAUUGAUUAUUAAAGAGUGCUGACCAAUUAUUUUCUUUUGCUGGUUUAUUGUAUUGUUAUAUAGAAUGCAAGUUGUACAGUGAAGUAAGUUAUUAAAGCAUGUGUAAACAUUGUUAUAGCUCUUUUCUCCUAGAUGGAGAACUUUGAAUAAACUGUCUUUGAAAUA